CGUUACGGUUAUACAAGUUGAGUAGAGUCUCGUGAUGGGUGUUGACCGCACGAUACGCCGAAUAGAAACCAGCAUCUAGAACCUGUUCCUAAUCCAAGUGUUUGGUAAAGGUAUUUACAUGUGGUUGCCUGUUGGUUGCAUCGCAUCGUAUUCCCUUUCUUCUGCAUCCCCGGUUUGACCUUAUGCGAGACAUACAUUCCUUGAGCCGCUGCAUCAUAUUUAGACAGCUGAUGCUCUGAUAUUGAGAAUUUGUUCAUUGGGCUCGUUGGAACCAGCAUAGAUGCGUGGCCUGCCGGGAGUCUGAUGGAAUAACCGCCAUAAUGGAACUCUCCAAGGUCGCCAUCAUCGCCGCACCAACCAAGGAGCCCCGAGCAGUGACCAACCCGAGUUCUAGCAUAAUCACAAUAUUUGUGCCCACUCUAGUGGUCAUUCUCCGAUGCCAGCGAGUCCUCGCUGCAGCAUCCCUAUCUCUUCAUAUCAAAGUCAGCUGGUUCGCCUGGCAACUCUCCCAGGUACUCCGAAUUUUCGCUAGCCAAGUAUAUUCGACUUCAAAGCUUUUUCGAUACUACACGGCGAUCCUGGGAAGAACGAUAUGGAAGACGAAGUCUGUCCAGCGUCUGAGGAAGAAGAUUGUUUUCGAGCUCUUCACGUUGAUGCUUGGCUCUUCUGGCAACUCGCUGUGCCUACUCCUAUUCUGGCCUGGAUGGUGGUUUCUGGGAAUAACCUGGCUGAUCAUUCGCUGGCUAACUGGCUAACUGGCUAGUCAUUUUCGUUCCACCAAGAAAUACACCUCAGCCUUGACCCAAAGCACCGCGCAGAGAGAAGUGGAAUCAAGUCACCAAUCAGUUAGCAACGCUUGC
Messenger RNA from Daldinia loculata, 860 nucleotides. RefSeq lists its product as uncharacterized. The coding region runs from base 321 to 755 and encodes 144 amino acids. Lineage: Eukaryota; Fungi; Ascomycota; Sordariomycetes; Xylariales; Hypoxylaceae. The record is from RefSeq and is a predicted model, not a curated record. The transcript is spliced from 2 exons.